Vanessa atalanta (red admiral) is the source of this 5110-nucleotide messenger RNA. RefSeq names its product zinc finger protein 250-like. NCBI's taxonomy places the organism in Eukaryota, Metazoa, Arthropoda, Insecta, Lepidoptera, Nymphalidae. Gene Ontology annotation, molecular function: zinc ion binding; DNA-binding transcription factor activity; RNA polymerase II cis-regulatory region sequence-specific DNA binding. Gene Ontology annotation, cellular component: nucleus. The coding region runs from base 53 to 1708 and encodes 551 amino acids. Gene Ontology annotation, biological process: regulation of transcription by RNA polymerase II. The transcript has 8 exons. The record is from RefSeq and is a predicted model, not a curated record.
AACAUCGUGUACUGUGUUAAUUUAUGCUUAUAAAUAUUGUUUUGUUUAAAACAUGGAUGAUAUUUGCCGUCUAUGCUGUUCCCCUCAUUUUGUAAAUAAUUAUAUUUUUGAUGAGGAGAACGCUUUGUUUUUAAAAAUGUCGUUAUACUUGCCAAUAAAGGUGUUUAAAAACGAUCGACUACCUCAGAAGAUUUGUGACAAGUGCAGUUGUAAAGUGAACGAUUUCUACCAAUUCUGUAAUGAAACUAUAGAAGUUCAAAACAGAUUAAAGGGCAUUUUGACAUCAUCAAAAAUUAUUGUUAAUGAUAGAUUAGACUUCACAAUUAUAAAACAAAAUGCCAACUCACCCCCGCCUCCUCACACUUGCACUCAGGGCACACAAACGGAACACCAACAAGAUGGCACUAGUGAACCCAAAAUCAAAACUGAACCAAAAACAUUAUCACCGGAAAUUAAAAAGGAGUGUGAUUACUUUGAAAUAGAUGACUUUGCACACAUAGACAUACAUUCAGAUAAUAGUGAGGAAGAGUUCCUUAUUGAUAUUAAGAAAAAAAAGAAAAGUAGGAAAGAAAACAAUGACACUAGCAAUGGGGUAAUAAAAGCUAAAAGAGGCAGGAAGAGAAAAACAAAACAAAGUGACCAGGAGCUCGGCUCACAGUCUAUAGCUAAUGGACUGGCACUGAUAAGUGAGGAGUCUGGAGUGGAUCUGGAUCUUGUCAAGGAAGAGAUAGAGAUGAGGCCACAAGAGCUGGGAAAAGUUUUGGAUAGUAUGCAAGAGCUGAAACCAGAGUCUAAUGAAGAUGUGUUUUAUUGUUGCAUGUGCUUUGCCCAGUGUGGCUCAAGAUUGGCAUUGUUAAAACAUUACAAGGAGCAUGGACGCAAGUGUGAGGCUUCGCAGGAGCCCGCUCCACCGCCAGCACCACCAGGUGACGCCUCACGCUGUCUGCGCUGUCAGAAGACGGUGGCCGCGCCGCAGUGGGCGGAGCACUGGCGGCGGCACUUCGCGCGCGACACGCACCCGUUCCGCUGCGCGCUGUGCGAGGUGACGUACCGCGACCACCACCGCAUCCUCAAGCACGGGCUGACGCACGGCGCGCACGAGCUGCGGCGCGAGGAGGGCUCGCGCGCGGCGCCGCGCUUCGUGUGCGACGUGUGCCCGGCCGGCUUCCGCUACAUGCGCUGCCUGCUGGCGCACCGCACGCGCGCGCACCCCGAGGCGGCGGGCCGCGCGCUGGCGCUGCGCUGCGGCGUGUGCGCGCGCAGCUUCGCGCACUCCAACUCGCUGCGCCGCCACGCGCGCGUGCACUCGGGCGAGCUCAACUACCUGUGCAACGUGUGCGGCAAGGCGCUGUCCUCGCGCGAGCACCUCAAGUUCCACAUCCGCAUCCACACCGGCUACAAGCCCAACGUCUGCAAGGUGUGCGGGAAGGGUUUCGUGAAGAAGUGUAACCUGAAGCUGCACGAGCGGGUGCACUCCGGCGAGAAGCCGCACGUGUGCUCGCACUGCGGGAAGGCGUUCUCGCAGCGCUCCACCCUCGUCAUACACGAAAGGUACCACAGCGGCGCGCGGCCCUACGCGUGCUCGCUGUGCGGGCGCGGCUUCGUGGCGCGCGGGCUGCUCACCAUGCACCUCAAGACGGCGUGCGUCGACGCGCCGCGACACCGCCCGCCGCCGCCGCCGCGCCCGCACAAAUUAAGUUCGCGAUGAAAGGCUGUAGUGUUAGAGUAACACCUUCGACUGCUAUCGAUUACAUCCGAUGUGACGAGUUGGGUUGUUUUUAAUUAUAAAAAACUGUUUCUAUGAAGAUGUAUGCGGAUCGUUACUAUUAUGCCUCUAUACGUAUAAUGUUGGUGGGUCUGUUGGUGGUCGUGGUAAUUCUGAGCGAUUCAACGAAUCGAUGGCAUAUUUUAAUCGCACACGAAGCUCGCUUCGUUUAAACACUGGUCUAUAGCUGUGUUGGGUUUCGAUAGAUGGCGCUGUUUUCAACUUUACAAAUUAUUUUUAAAAUACGAAUAAAAUCGAUAGAUAUUUACAAUAUAUGUUGGCUUAUCUGUAAAAACAUAAAUAUACGACUGAUAAAUUUAUGCAGCUGUGGUCGAGCUAUUAAUACAUUUAUUAUUGUUACAUUACCGUGGACGAACCAGUGAGUGUUUGGGCGCAACUUUGUCCACGUUUUAUCAUGGUAUGAUAUCAUUUUGAUAAAUAUUAAAAAUUGUAUAGUAAAAAUACAUGUAAAUAUUUUAAAAAUAUCUGAUUAUGUUAUUUUUUUUUAGAUUGUCUUCAGAACAUUUUCAUUUUUAAAAUAACCCUGAAGUUGUUUACAAUCUUAGGGCAAUUAUUUUAAAUCUACAUAUUGACAAAGAAUUUGGGACUAAAUUACUAAUUAAAUCAAAUAAUCAAUUUCAUAAAAAGGGGACGGUUGAUCUUGAUAGUGAGUUCGGUACUAAUUCGUAAUAUUGACAAGCCAUGAUUAUAAGCAUUAGGAUAUUUUGAUUUGCUGACUGUUUUUGCACGGGAAGGUCAGCAAAAGCUUACAAUUUUUAAGACAGUCGAUAACGUUCAGAUAAACCAACAUUAUAUAUUAGUAGUUAUUAUUUCAGUAACAACAAUUACAAAUACGUAAUAGUUCUAAUUUGAAAACGUUUUAUUUAUUAAAUGAACUGUAGUAGUAAGUGUUCGUAUUGUUGUUAACCAAUCCGGUUUCACUUAUAUUUUUAUUGAGGAUUGCUCGACAGAUUUGGUCAAGAAGGCUCCCAUCGUGGACGUGUCGAUAUCGUGUCUGUGACUACCUAAAAAAGUAGUGGGGCUUUGUACCCUACCUGGGCAUACUAUAUUUAUUAUUUUGCAUGGGUCUCUUACUAAUAUUGUACAUAUACUUACAUUUAAUAAAGAUAGCUUAACGAUCUUUUAAGUUUAUGUAUUCCCAAUUAUAGAAGGUGACAACAUAGUUUAUUUUUAUAAAAAUAGUGUUACAAUGUUACAAGAUUAUAAAACUAAAACCAAACAUAAUUAGUUUGUGAUAAUGGAAAAAUAUAUCUUUUCAAAAGGGCUGCAAGAACUCUGCAAUCGUAAUUUUAGAGGAUUACAUCUGUACUAUUAUUAAAACAUGCAAAAGUAACUCUGUAUAUGUCUGUCCAUUUGUUACUCUUUAAAGACCAAUCCACUGAUCCGAUUUUAUGAAAUUUGGUGUGAAUCAAGUUAGAGGUCCAAUAAAUGACAGGAUUUUUAUGACUAAUACCUCACCACAAAGCCCUAAAGAGCGAAGCCGCUGUCAUCAACUCGUUAAACAUACUACCACUGAAAAAUAGUUUAUCUUCAUUAAUCUUCAUUAAUAUCUGUGGGCUGUGGUGACCACUUGUAAAGAGAAAAUCCCUGUCGAGUAUUUCUCAGAGAAAUUUAAGUGAAACUAGAUCGGUUAGUGCGGAUGAAAUCGUUUUCCUAGAAGCAUAACCAUUACCUCAUACUUCGUUAUAAAUUAGUUCUAAGAUUAAACAAAUUCUAUUUGAGGCUGAAGGUAUUGUUUUCCUGCUUCCACUUCGCAAACUAGAAAGAGAUAGCACGAAUUAUAUGAGACGAAGUGUAUAAGAUCCUAUUUAAUUUUUAACUUUUAUUUAAUUUUCGUGAUGGUAAUUUUUUUGAAACGGGGAGUUGUCGUGUUUUUUUAGUGUAUUUGACGUUUGGACGGUCGCAAAUUGUAGAAAUAUAUAAUUAAUUUUCCGUGUUAUUCAUUUUAAAUAAUUGAAAAUAUAAUAAAAAUCUUUAAAUUAAGCUAAUAUGACUAAACUAGAAGUUUCUUCUGUUUCUAACACGCUGUUCGAAGUAUUUUUUCAAGAUCAAUUCACUUCACGUUGAAUCACCAGCGUGUGAUAGUAUGUGUGACUUUAGUGCAUACAAGAUGGCUCAAUGUGUGUGAGGUGACUAAACAAAGAAUAAAGACAGCAAAAAAAUGCGUUAAACCACUCAGAUCUAUAAUGAAUUUUUAUCUGAAUGGUCAUUGGUCGGUUGUAUCCGAUAACGCAACAGGCGACCAAUGAGCGUUCAGCAUUUUUGUUAUAUUAGUUAAUCUGACUUUAAUCACAGACCUGAAGAUUUGUGUGGAUCUCUCAAAUUAUUUAAGUUUAAAGAUUUUGUGUAAAGUUAUCAGCAGUUUUAUCAAAUUAAUAUUUAAUAUGGAUUCGGGUGAAUGUUUAAUUCAGUGUGCCUGAUUUAUAUACAAUUUCUUGCGUGUAAUUUUAAGUUCCAAUGUAACAACUUAUGUACUCACAUUGACUCUUAGAAUUUCGUAUCGACUGAGUUUGUUAAUGUUACAAGAUUCUGUUAGUAAUAACACACAGGAGCGGAUUUAGAAUUAACCCAAAAUCACAAAUGUAUGCUUUUCUAAAGCGAUUAUUUUGCCGUCGAUGAUUACAUUACAUUUUAUCAUCGUUGGCUUACUUUAGAUAUUAUUAAAACAAGUUCACUAUCGAAAACUAAUUUUAUUCUACAUAGUAAUAACAUAUCGGAAGAAAAUAUUAAAAUAUAUAAUAUAUCAAGUAUAGUAUGAAAUCUGAAAAAAAAUUGUAAUUAUUAGUGUCGUAUCACCUAUCUUAUUAUGAAGUAUGCGUCUGUGUGUUUAUGUAUGUUGUAUACUUUAUGUAUAUCAUGCAUGCGUGCAUGAAGUAUAUUAUAAAAGUUUUUUAAUAUCUAACAAAAUUAACUUUGUUUGUAAUGAAAGAAAUUUCUAAAUUUGUUUCAUUUCUGGUCAGACAAAUAAGAUGUUUAAUGUAAUUUUUUAUGUCAUGUGGGCGGACAGGCAAAUGAUGGCCUGGUGGUAACUAUGGUGAUCGCCACUGCCCAUAGACAUUAUCGCUGUAAGAAACAUUACGCACUCCUUACACCGCCAGUGCGCCACUAACCUUGGAAGCUAUGAUGUUAUAUCCCUUGAGCCUGUAGUUACACUGGCUCAGACAUCCUUUAACUAACAUUACUAAGUAUUACUGUAGUGGUAGAAUAUCUGGCUGUGGUCGGUACCUACGCCCAUUUUAAAUUAACUUAUCGGGUAGGUGCCGUCAAUCAAAUCAAAUCAAAUUAAAAUAUACUUUAUUCAAGUAGGCUAUUAAAAGCACUUUU